AUGGGCCUUCUUUCUUUAGGCACGCCUCUUCACUGGACUGAGUCCCGCAACUAUGCUGAGCAUGUGCGGGAGAACGGUGUUGAGCAGCUGAUCAACUGUUUUGCGGCGGCAAAGGCCCGGGAGAACGACCCUUUCUUGUGGGGAGACGAGGUGGAAUAUAUGCUUGUUAGUCUGGACAAAAGUCACAAGACUGCCCGUCUGGCGAUCGAUAAGGACUACAUCUUGCGCGAUCUCGGCGAAGAUGGAUCCUUCUACGAGCUGGCCACGAAAAACAACGUCCUGUUCCACCCGGAGUAUGGCAGAUUCAUGAUUGAAGCCACACCCCUGAGACCCUAUCAUGGAUUCGACGUCAAGGACUACACGUACGUGGAAGAGAACAUGGCCAAGAGACGCCAGAUCGCCGUGGGACAGCUGGGCGGCUCCAACGUAGUGCCAUUGACCCUGACCUCGUUCCCAAGAAUGGGUGUGGAUAUUUUCACCGAACCUGCAGCACAGGCCAAUGGCGAGGCUAGCAAAUCUUUAUUUUUGCCAGACGAGAUCAUCAACCGGCAUUUCAGGUUCCCGACACUGACGGCCAAUAUUCGCCGCAGACGGGACCAGAAGGUGAGCAUCAACAUCCCGCUAUUCAAGGAUGAGCAUACAAACCUGUCCGUACCAGAUCCAACCAUUCCUCGUCGGGAUUUGUUCCCGUACAAUGACGAGGAAGCAUUCCUCGGCGCAGCCAAGCCAGGACACAUCUACAUGGACUCCAUGGGCUUUGGAAUGGGCGCCUCGUGUCUACAGGUGACGAUGCAGGCUUCUGAUGUGCGGCAGGCCAGGUUUCUGUACGACUCGCUGGUGAAUGUGGCUCCAUUGAUGUUGGCGGUGACUGCGGCGGCUCCCAUUUUCCGUGGCCACCUGGCAGACCAGGACGUGCGGUGGAACGUGAUUGCAGGGGCGGUGGACGACCGCACUCCGUUUGAGCGGGGCGAGCCUCCGCUCAAGGGCCACAAGGAACGCGGCAACACCACCGACUCGGCCGUUUUGCAGCGGAUCCCCAAGUCCAGAUACGACUCGGUGGACCAGUACCUGGGAGACAUCGACGCCUCGGGCAGCGAGUUCUCGUACUUCCGCAAGGAGUACAACGACAUCGAGUCGCCGAUCAACAGCAAGGUGUUUGCGAAGCUGGUCGCCAACGGGUUUGACGAGACGCUCGCCAACCAUUUUGCACACCUGUUUAUCAGAGACCCGAUCGUGAUAUUCACGGAGUCGAUCCACCAGGACAACCUCACAGAAACAGACCAUUUCGAGAACAUCCAGUCGACGAACUGGCAGACGCUGCGUUUCAAGCCGCCAAAGCAGAACGCCGUGCCGGGAAAUGACGACGUGCCCGGGUGGAGGGUCGAGCUGCGGCCGAUGGAGAUCUCGAUCACCGAUUGGGAAAACGCUGCCUACGCAGACGUGUCGAUCUUGCUGGCCCUGGCCGUACUCAAGUACAAGCCCAACUUCUACCUGCCGAUCUCGUACGUGGAGGCCAACAUGAAGACUGCGCACCGGCGCAACGCGAUUGUGGAGCACAAGUUCCACUUCCGCACCAACAUCUGGGAGUCUGGGCCGGCCAAGGUUGCACAGCUGAGUUUGGACGAGAUUUUCAACGGCGGCGCGGCCUUUGAGGGCUUGUUGUCGCUGGUGCGGCAGUUCAUCAAGGAGACCUGGGAGCCCGCAGCCACAGGUAAGCUAGACGCGUAUCUGAAGCUGGUGAGCUACCGGGCCUCUGGCAAGAUCCCGUCCACUGCCAGCUACAUCCGCAACUUCGUGGUCAGCCACCCAGACUACAAGAAGGACAGCAUCGUCAGCGAACAGAUAAACUACGACCUGAUUGACACGAUAGCGAGACUGUCAAAGUACGAACACGAGCUGGUGUCCGACUUUUUCGGGCCGGAGCUGGGCAAAUGGUUGAUAGAGAACAAAUACUGA
Messenger RNA from Ogataea philodendri, 1956 nucleotides. RefSeq lists its product as uncharacterized. Lineage: Eukaryota; Fungi; Ascomycota; Pichiomycetes; Pichiales; Pichiaceae. The transcript has a single exon. Gene Ontology annotation, biological process: glutathione biosynthetic process. Bases 1 to 1956 code for a protein of 651 amino acids. The record is from RefSeq and is a predicted model, not a curated record. Gene Ontology annotation, molecular function: glutamate-cysteine ligase activity.